CCCUCCCUCCCUACAUUGUCGCCUCGUUGCCUCCUUGCUUGGAUUGUACGAUUCGUUUGAGGAGGAGCUGGACGGUGUGUGGGGCGGAGGAGGAGGAGGAGUAGUAGUAAGAGUGUCCGGGAGCGUCCUUGAGAGGAGGGCGGGAAGUGAGUAGGAAGAAAGUGUAUUGCAGUUGCAACCCUUCGUGUGUUUUCCUGGGAUUGCGCCUGGUUGUCUGUGCAUGCACAUGUUGUGGACACGACGGACACGUGAAAUCGCCGGGGUCCCCACCAGAGGUACGCAUCACCAGGGAAGGGCCCUGCAACGCAUUUCGUGCAGUUGUUCUACCUCCGUCGUGAUGGACCAACACGCAUGCUGACAAAAUUCCCAAUGGGACUCGGGGGAUUGAUUUCCUAUCCAGCAUGGGUUCUUUGUGAGGAUAUGCAACUGAGGUGUAAGGAGGACUGGUCGCUGGCUCAAUAGGAUCCUAGAGUGGUGGUCUACGAAAAACGAUUCUGGGUCAACGUUGAGUUUUGAGGUCGAGGGCGUGUCAACUGAAGGGUGUGGUGUGCUUCGAGAAUGCUCAAGAAAAUCUGACGUUUGUGACAGAUUAUGCAGCACCGAAGCUGUAGCUAGUUGCUUUCAUUUUCGAUUGGUUGUAUUUGUGUGACCAACCUCAGCGUGGAAAGUAGGUGAAGAACUUUGUAUUCAUGGUUUCGUUGAAAAUUGGGUGCGAUUGUUGAUAGUUUGGUGGUGUGAAGAAAGGUAGUGUUUGUGAAGAGGUUGUCACGAAAUUGGGGUUUUAGGGGGGGGGGUUUACCUACUUGCAGCUGCCGGAUGAAGAGAGUAGUGUUGUCUGAGGUAGAUGGCGUUUGUUUCCACUGCGGGACAGAAACAGCUGGGGCCUGAGAGGGGUACAGGGUCGCCUUCAUCCCUGAGGUGCAACAGGUACAGAGAGACAGCGCCUGGAGAUUUUGCCGCUCAGCAACAACGACAGUUUCACGCAGUGCAGAACAGGCACAGCAUGGCGCAUCAGCAGGACGAAAGGUCCCAACUUCACCAUUUCACUCUCAACGAAGAUACCAAACCUUCUACGCACGACUUUCUUUCUGUCUACGACAAAGGAUCACAGCUAGCGGAACACCAUUUAAGUUCCGGAUUGUCUUCAUUAUUGACCACUCAUGAUUUUCUACAACCAUUGGAAAGGAGCGGAGGCCGUUCCGCUUCCGGUGACGCUCGGGCUCUGCGUGAGCACCAGGCAAGAGCAGAGACUACGACAUCUCGGAAUUCUACUCCCGCCUCUGCUGAACGAAACUUUACCACAGCCUCACCUAAUUACCCAAACAUCCAGGUUCCAUAUGUUAUGGCUCCAAAUUCUGCGAUUCGCAUGGUGGAUGAGGCGGAGGUCAUGCGCCAAGCCAGAGGGUACCCCACAGCGAGCUUCUCCUCUCGCGAUGGUCAGAGUGGCGGCCCCGAGUCCUUUAGGGGCGUCGAGGUGGCGGCGGAUCCGGAAACAGCUAAUGCACGAGAGAACCACGCAUACUGGUCGGGAGUCAGGCUAAAAUUUCGUAUGCCAUCAGACUUGGGUUUUCCUGCAGGUAGCUCAGCAGUAAAAAGUGCAGUUGUUAAUGGACAUCAAUCGAUAUCAGCUAUGACCAAGCAGUGGACACAGGGUACGAUCGAGGUACCCAAACGGCCCGCCCGAUCACAAUCUGAGGAAGACGAAGAUGAUGAAGAAGAAUUGUCGGAGUGGCCGAAAGGAAAUCGGAAAGAGACAAUUUCAUACAAAGGGGAUCCAGUACAGAGAAUGGAAGCGAAGAAUGGAGAGAUAAGGGGUAGCACCCCAAGGUCUAAGCAUUCAGCUACUGAGCAACGGAGGCGUAGUAAAAUCAACGACAGGUUUCAAAUGCUGAGAAACUUAGUUCCCCACAGUGAUCAGAAGCGAGAUAAAGCAUCCUUCUUGCUCGAGGUUAUUGAGUAUGUACAAGUUCUUCAAGAGAAGGUGCAGAAGUAUGAAACUGCUGAGCAAGGAAGGCAUCAGGAAAGACUCAAAUCUAUGGUCUGGGAUCUCUGCAAGCGAGGGGCGGCAGGAUCAGCAGAUGAAGCAUCACAUAUUAAUGCGCUUGUUUUCGGUAAGAGCUUCAGCUCGGGUGUUGGUCCGUUGGACAUUAAUCCAGUGACAGAAGCCGAUGGUGGUGUUCGUGCAAAACAUCCAUCUGAACAAGCUGCGCCUACAUGUGAAGUUUAUUCUACUAGUGGCCCUGGUAUUCACCAGAUUUCUAAUCAACCAGCUUGUAGCAUACACAGCUGUAUUUCAUCAUUUGACGGUGAGAAAGAGCAUGCCACUGCACUCACUGCACAGCCGUUCGCAGUGGGUGUGCCUCUUCAGCAGGCCCUUCCUUUACCAUAUGCCUUACCCAUCAUCCCCUCAAGACUUCAGAGUGAUCUGGAUGGUGGUCGAAGUAUACUAGGCUCAAAUUCUCCUGCUAAGGAAAAGAUGAGUGACUUGGAUCCUGUCAGUUCGCGUGAGAAUGAGUGCGCUCAUGCAACCACUCCCGAUCACCAGUUCGAAGUCAGACCUCGCAUCUCACCUCCUAGCCAAGCUGACCAAAUCUCUGGCCAGCAAUCAAAAGCAGAACAUCAGAUCGCAGCUGGGACAGUUGUUGGUAUGAUAGAUGGAGCCCAAGCAGGGCAACCAUCUAAUGCUAGUGCUUCUAGACAACCACAGGAGUCGGCUCAGUGUAAAGACAAAGCGGUCAAACCUUCAAGGCAUUCACCAGAGCACCGAAGUGAUCAGACCACACCUGAAGAUGGAUCUGCUGCUUCUCCUGGUCCUGUUCAACCUCCACGUAUCCAAGGAGGGGUCAUCAACGUGUCUUCUGUGUAUUCCCAAGGGUUGUUGGACACAUUGACGCGAGCAUUGCAGAGCUCAGGAAUUGAUCUAAGUCAAGCUAACAUAUCUGUUCAAAUUGAUCUGGGAGUUAAUGCUAGAGCGGCGGCUGCUGACACUUCUGCCAAGGUUGCUACAACACCUGAAUCUUCGGAUCAGUCUCAAGGAAGGACACGACCAGCACCCGUCGCUGCGGAGCAUGAACCUGCAAUGAAAAGGCCGAAGGUCGAGAAGGAUGUCUAGAAUUUCAGGAUGCCUUGUGUGAUCAAUUCCAGAAAAUUGUAUAAUGCCUGUUUGUGAUUUAUGUCUAUGGGUUGUGACCUAUGUGGUCCCAAGCUUACAUAGCAUCUUGAGGAAGCUUGGGAAUUUUGAUGCGCAAGCAAGAAUUACGCUGGGAGAACUGUAGAUGAAAUUUCGACGAAAGAUAUGCCAGCAUCCA
Molecule: messenger RNA, 3308 nt
Organism: Physcomitrium patens
Lineage: Eukaryota; Viridiplantae; Streptophyta; Bryopsida; Funariales; Funariaceae
Biological process (GO): DNA-templated transcription
Molecular function (GO): protein dimerization activity; DNA-binding transcription factor activity
Source: RefSeq, a predicted model, not a curated record